Messenger RNA from Leguminivora glycinivorella, 639 nucleotides. RefSeq lists its product as uncharacterized. The transcript has 3 exons. The record is from RefSeq and is a predicted model, not a curated record. The coding region runs from base 101 to 415 and encodes 104 amino acids. Lineage: Eukaryota; Metazoa; Arthropoda; Insecta; Lepidoptera; Tortricidae.
CUCAGCACACGCUGUCGAGUAUAAUGUUGCGGACGACACUCGUCUUAGCCUUGUUAGCUGGAUCUGUGACACGUGGCGUCAUCUUUUGUGAAGGUCAUUCAUGUCCAAUCAAACACAGCUAACCAAUGUGGUGAAAACGAGCAUUGGGACAUUUGCUACCUCGACUGUGGCGUCGGUCAGAGCUGCGACGAUGUUGGCAAGAACUGGACCUGUCCUGAAAACCCGCCGUGCCACGUUGGCUGCAGGUAUAAUGUGGGUCACUGGAGGAAUGAAGAAGGGGACUGUGUUCCCGAAAAGCAAUGCCCCACACGUCGCUGCGGUAACAACGAGUAUUGGGAGCCAUGCAUCCAAGACUGCAGGAACCAGUCCUGCAACUUGCUUGGCAAACCCGCGUCGAGCUGCCCUGGUCGUAUAGUGGGACAGUGCUCCAGUGGAUGCAGGUGUUUGCCGAAACACUACAGGGACUGGCGAGGCUACUGCAUACCGGAAAAAGAAUGCCGUGUGUAUUUUUUGCAAUCAUGUUGGCAUAAUGCGUGUUAAAGGUUUGUUUUCAGGAAUCACCCUGAUUAGUAAAAGUGUCACUGAUACUUGAGCAGUUUACUCCGUUUCAGUGUAUCUUAGUUACGUGAGUGUAUGUAA